AUGAGUGACGCCGAGAUGGAAAUAUUUGGGGUGGCUGCCCCGUACCUCCGCAAAUCAGAGCGGGAGAGAAUCGCAGCGCAGAACGUGGUGUUUGACGCCAAAGCUGCUGUCUUUGUGCCCGACGCCAAGCAGGAGUACGUGAAGGGGAAAAUCAAAAGCCAGGACGGCUCCAAAGUCACCGUGGAGACUGAGGACGGAAAGGUCGUCACAGUGCACCUGGAUGACAUUCGCCCGAUGAACCCUCCUAAGUUUGACAAGAUCGAGGACAUGGCCCUGCUGACACACCUCCACGAACCGGCCGUGCUCUUCAACCUCAAAGAGCGCUACGCCGCCUGGAUGAUCUAUACCUACUCUGGACUCUUCUGUGUGACCGUGAACCCUUACAAGUGGCUUCCGGUCUACAACCCGGAGGUGGUGGCUGGGUACCGUGGGAAGAAACGUCAGGAGGCGCCACCACACAUCUUCUCCAUCUCUGACAACGCUUACCAGUUCAUGCUCACAGAUCGAGAGAACCAGUCUAUCCUGAUCACCGGAGAAUCUGGCGCCGGGAAGACGGUCAACACAAAGCGAGUCAUCCAGUACUUUGCAACAAUUGCAUCAUUCGGAGACUCGAGCAAGAAAGAGCAGCCUGCCGGCAGAAUGCAGGGGACCCUGGAGGAUCAAAUCAUCCAGGCCAACCCUCUGCUGGAAGCUUUCGGGAACGCCAAGACCGUGAGGAACGACAACUCCUCUCGAUUUGGAAAAUUCAUCCGCAUCCACUUUGGAACAAAGGGGAAGUUGGCAUCAGCUGAUAUUGAAACGUACCUUCUGGAAAAAUCCAGAGUGACGUUUCAGCUGCCGGCAGAGAGGAGCUACCACAUCUUCUAUCAGAUCAUGUCAAACAAGAAGCCUGACCUAAUCGAGAUGCUGCUGAUAACCACCAAUCCGUAUGACUACCCGUUCAUCAGCCAGGGUGAGAUCACUGUGCUCAGCAUCAAUGAUACUGAGGAGCUCAUGGCCACAGAUAGCGCCAUCGACAUCCUGGGGUUUAACGCGGAGGAGAAGGUGGGCAUCUACAAGCUGACUGGAGCUGUGAUGCACAACGGGAACAUGAAGUUCAAGCAGAAGCAGCGGGAGGAGCAGGCGGAGCCCGACGGCACGGAGGUGGCAGACAAAGUGGCCUACCUCAUGGGUCUGAACUCUUCCGAUUUGCUGAAAGCUCUGUGUUAUCCCCGAGUGAAGGUUGGGAACGAGUAUGUCACCAAAGGUCAAACUCCACAGCAGGUGAACAACGCCAUGGGAGCGCUGUCGAAGGCCGUGUAUGAGAAGCUCUUCCUGUGGAUGGUCACCAGGAUCAACCAGCAGCUCGACACCAAACUGCCACGGCAGCAUUUCAUCGGCGUGCUGGACAUCGCAGGGUUUGAGAUCUUUGAGAUGAACAGUUUGGAGCAGCUGUGCAUCAACUUCACAAACGAGAAGCUGCAACAGUUCUUCAACCACCACAUGUUUGUGCUGGAGCAAGAAGAAUACAAGAAGGAAGGAAUAGCGUGGGAGUUCAUUGACUUCGGCAUGGACCUGGCAGCCUGCAUUGAGCUCAUUGAAAAGCCGAUGGGCAUUUUCUCCAUUCUCGAAGAGGAGUGCAUGUUUCCGAAGGCGACUGACGGCUCCUUCAAGAACAAGCUGUACGACCAACACCUGGGGAAGAACAGCAUCUUUCAGAAGCCCAAACCCAGCAAAGGAAAGGCAGAAGCCCACUUCUCACUCAUGCAUUACGCCGGCACCGUGGACUACAACAUCAGCGGCUGGCUGGAAAAAAACAAAGACCCGCUGAACGACACUGUGGUGCAGCUUUACCAAAAAGCUUCCCUUAAGCUGCUCUCUCAGCUCUUCGCCACAUAUGCGACUGCUGACGGUGAGGCAGCUGCUGAUGGAAGUAAGAAAAGUUCCAAGAAAAAAGGCUCAUCUUUCCAGACAGUUUCUGCACUUUUCAGGGAAAACCUGAAUAAACUGAUGGCCAACCUCAGGUCCACGCAUCCACACUUUGUAAGAUGUAUCAUCCCCAAUGAAACCAAGACACCAGGGUCCAUGGACCACCAUCUGGUCCUUCACCAGCUGCGCUGUAACGGCGUGCUGGAGGGUAUCAGGAUCUGCAGAAAGGGAUUCCCAAGCAGGAUCCUGUAUGGAGACUUCAGGCAGAGAUACAGGAUUCUGAACGCCAGCGCCAUCCCUGAGGGACAGUUUAUUGACAGCAAGAAAGCCUCAGAGAAACUGCUGUCCUCCAUUGAUGUGGACCAUGCUCAGUACAGAUUUGGAUACACGAAGGUGUUUUUCAAAGCCGGCCUCCUGGGCCUCCUGGAGGAGAUGAGAGAUGAACGACUGGCCGUGCUGAUGACUCGAAUCCAGGCUGUGGCCAGAGGUUACGUCACCAGGCUGAGGCUCAAGGAGAUGACGAAGAAAAGAGAGUCCAUUUUCAUCAUCCAGUACAACAUCCGCUCAUUCAUGAAUGUGAAGAACUGGCCUUGGAUGAGGCUCUUCUUCAAGAUAAAGCCUCUGUUGCGCAGUGCGGAGGCCGAGAAGGAGAUGCAGACCAUGAAAGAGGAGUUCUCACGACUCAAAGAGGAGUUUGCAAAGUCGGAGGCCAGGAGGAAGGAGCUGGAGGAGAAAAUGGUUGUGCUCGUGCAGGAGAAAAAUGACCUUUACCUUCAAAUCCAAGCGGAGAGGGAGAACCUGUGCGAUGCUGAGGAGAGGUGCGAAGGCUUGAUAAAGAGCAAGAUCCAGCUGGAGGCCAAAGCAAAAGAGUUCUCAGAGAGGAUGGAGGAAGAGGAGGAGAUCAACGCCGAAAUCACUGCUAAGAAGAGGAAGCUGGAGGACGAAUGUUCGGAGCUGAAAAGAGACAUCGACGACCUGGAACUCACCAUCGCCAAAGUGGAGAAGGAGAAAUAUGCCACAGAAAACAAGGUUAAGAAUUUGGUAGAGGAGCUUACUACGCUGGAGGAGAAUCUGAUGAAGUCUUCAAAGGAGAUCAGAGCUCUGCAGGAGGUGCACCAGCAGACGCUGGAUGACCUCCAGGCUGAGGAGGACAAAGUCAACUGUUUAAUGAAGACGAAAAUCAAGUUGGAGCAGCAGGUCGAUGACCUGGAGGGAUCCCUGGAGCAGGAGAAGAAGGUGCGUGCAGACUUGGAGAGAUCCAGAAGAAAACUGGAGGGGGAUCUGAAGCUGUCCCAGGAAACCAUCAUGGACCUGGAGAAUGAAAGACAGCAAAUGGAAGAAAGACUGAAAAAAAAGGACUUUGAAAUAAGCCACCUGCAGAGCAAAAUGGAGGAUGAGCAAGCCCUCAGUACACAACUACAAAAGAGAAUAAAAGAGCUUCAGGCUCGCAUUGAAGAGCUGGAGGAGGAAAUGGAGGCGGAGCGCUCGGCUCGAGCCAAGGUGGAGAAGCAGAGGUCCGACCUGUCCAGAGAGCUGGAGGAGAUCAGCGAGAGGCUGGAGGAGGCCGGAGGAGCCACCGCCGCUCAGGCCGAGCUGAACAAGAAGCGCGACGCCGAGUUUCAGAGGCUGCGUCGCGAUCUGGAAGAGUCCACCCUGCAGCACGAAUCCAUCGCCGCAACUCUGCGCAAGAAGCAGGCCGACAGUGUCGCCGAACUCAGCGAUCAGAUGGACAACAUUCAACGAGUCAAGCAGAAACUGGAGAAGGAGAAAAGCGAGCUGAAGAUGGAAAUCGACGAUAUGGCAACCAGCAUGGAGAGUGUUCUGAAAAGCAAGGCUAAUCUGGAGAAGCUCUGCAGAAGCCUCGAAGACCAAAUGAAUGAAUACAAGACCAAAGCAGACGAAGCCCAGAGGUCUCUGAGUGAUUACACUACACUGAGCGCUCGUCUGCAAACAGAAAACGGUGAACUCACACGUCUGCUGGACGAGAAGGAGAUCAGUCUGUCCCAGCUGAACAGAGCCAAAUCUGCCGGGAGUCAUCAAAUCGAAGAGCUGAAGAGACUAUUGGAUGAAGAAAUUAAGGCCAAAAACGCCCUGGCUCACAGUGUGCAGUCAGCUCGACACGACUGCGAGCUGCUCAGAGAGCAGUACGAGGAGGAGCAGGAGGCCAAAGCCGAGCUGCAGCGCUGCCUGUCCAAGGCCAACAGCGACGUGGCUCAGUGGAGAACCAAAUACGAGACGGACGCCAUCCAGCGCACCGAAGAGCUCGAGGAGGCAAAGAAGAAGCUGGCCCAGCGGCUGCAGGAGUCUGAGGAAAUGACAGAGGCAGCUAAUGUGAAAUGUGCAUCUCUGGAGAAAACCAAGCAGCGGCUGCAGGCUGAGGUGGAGGAUCUCAUGGUGGAGCUGGAAAGAUCAAAUGCAGCCAGCGCCGCCUUGGACAAGAAGCAGAGGAACUUUGACAAGAUUCUGGCUGAAUGGAAACAGAAAUAUGAGGAGAGUCAAUCAGAGCUGGAAGUCUCCCAGAGAGAGACUAGAGGGCUAAGCACAGAACUCUUCAAGCUGAAGAAUUCAUACGAAGAGGCUCUGGAUCAUCUGGAGACCAUGAAAAGAGAGAAUAAAAACCUCCAGCAGGAGAUCACAGAUAUCACCGAGCAAGUUGGACAAUCUGCUAAAACUAUCCAUGAGUUGGAGAAAGCUGCAAAGCAAGCUGAGCAGGAGAGGAGGGACACCCAGGCAGCUCUAGAGGAAGUCGAGUCUUCCCUGGAACACGAGGAGGCCAAAAUCCUGCACCUUCAACUGGAGCUGAACCAGAUCAAGUCAGAAGUGGACAGAAAGGUGGCGGAGAAAGACGAAGAGAUCGACCAGCUCAAGAGGAACCACCAGAGAACCGUGGACACUCUGCAGAACGCGCUGGACGCCGAGACACGCAGCAGAAACGACGCCAUCCGGACGAAGAAAAAGAUGGAGGGAGAUCUGAACGAGAUGGAGAUCCAGCUGGGUCACGCCAACCGGCAGGCAGCCGAGGCCACCAAACAGCUGAGGAACCUGCAGACUCAGCUGAAGGACACCCAGGUCCAUCUGGAUGAAGCACUCCACAGUCAAGAGGACUUAAAGGAACAGCUGGCCAUCACAGAGCGCCGCAACAACCUGAUGAUGGCCGAGAACGAGGAGAUGACGACGGCGCUGGAGCAAUCUGAGAGGAGUCGCAAGCUGGCCGAGCAGGAACUGAUCGACGUCAGUGAGAGGAUUCAACUGCUGCACUCUCAGAACACCAGCCUCAUAAACACUAAAAAGAAGACAGAGGCAGACUUAGCUCAGCUGCAGUCAGAGAUGGAGGACACUGUCCAGGAGGCGAGGAAUGCAGAUGAGAAGGCCAAAAAAGCCAUCAUGGAUGCCGCCAUGAUGGCCGAGGAGCUGAAGAAAGAGCAGGACACCAGCGCUCACUUGGAGAGGAUGAAGAAGAACCUGGAGGUCACAGUGAAAGACCUGCAGCAGCGCCUGGAUGAGGCCGAGCAGAUGGCUCUGAAAGGAGGGAAGAAAGAGCUUCAGAAGCUGGAAACCAGGGUUCGUGAGCUGGAAAACGAAUUGGAGGCGGAACAGAAGCGAAGCGGUGAGGCUAUGAAAGGCGUGCGGAAAUAUGAGAGGAAAAUUAAAGAGCUCACUUAUCAGGGUGAGGAGGAGAAGAAGAACGUGGCGAGACUCCAGGAUUUGGUCAACAAACUGCAACUGAAAGUCAAAGCAUAUAAGCGGCAGUGCGAGGAGGCGGAGGAGCAAACCAGCGUGCAUUUGGCUAAAUUUCGGAAGGUGCAACACGAACUGGAGGAGGCGGAGGAACGAGCCGAUAUCGCAGAAUCCCAGUUGAAUAAAUUACGAGCAAAGAGCCGUGACUUUGGGAAAGGGGAAUAGAAAUUUGUGCUGGUACAAAAUGCCAGUCGUCACUGUGAAAACCAUGUAUCUCCAAAACGUCUUCACAACCUGCAGUGUGAACAAACACCUGAAACUGAAAUUUGAAGAUUUGUGGUUUGGACAGUAACUGGGUUUUGGACAAA
Messenger RNA from Chelmon rostratus (copperband butterflyfish), 5954 nucleotides. Its product is annotated as myosin-1B-like. NCBI's taxonomy places the organism in Eukaryota, Metazoa, Chordata, Actinopteri, Chaetodontiformes, Chaetodontidae. Gene Ontology annotation, molecular function: cytoskeletal motor activity; ATP binding; actin filament binding. Gene Ontology annotation, cellular component: myosin complex. The transcript is spliced from 38 exons. The record is from RefSeq and is a predicted model, not a curated record. Bases 1 to 5811 code for a protein of 1936 amino acids.